UUCUUGAACAAUGACCACAUACACGCGUUUUGCUUAAAAGCAGGCUGAGAACAUCAUAAUUACAUUUUGCACUGCUCUCAAACACUGACUUGUAGGCUCCUUUUUAGUAAUCGAAUAUCCGAAAAGGCGGAGAUUUUCAAAAGCAAACUUGGGUCCAAUCAUGCGAAGAGCAAAGAACUGUGGUGUUUUCUUCUUGUUUUACAUUUUGACGGUCAUCCCGAGCUGUUUUUCAGUCGUAACCAACCCAUUGUCGCCUUCAGAGGGGAAUUUUGGACAACAGCUCUUUUCAAAGACCGAGUACUAUCAUCUUAGUGUCCCUCAUAUUGGCAUAUUCACGGUAAGGGACGAAAUGGAGUGCCUAUUUAAGUGCCGCAGGAGUCACUCGUGCCUUUCUAUAAACAUAUCCUCCUCUAAAGGAAGAGAUGGAAAGCUUUGGUGUGAGUUGCUGUCUUCUGACAAACACAAAAACGCUGACGAGUUCAAAAGAAACAAGAGUUCGCAUCACUAUUGCAUCAAGCUUUCCUGUACCAACACCCCGUGCAAGAAUGGAGGGACCAGGCAACUAGGGCACGGAGAGUACAGUAUUGAUUCCACCUGCGUUUGUGCAAGGGGUUUCACUGGGAAAUUCUGCGAGGAGAGCGUAACUCUUAGCCUGAAUGGACCCUGGCCAGUUGGUGUAGCCUUCAUAGGUUCCAAUGGUAAGUAUCUCAGUCGUAGUCAUCGAUCGGGAAUUGACUACAUUGAGAUGGCAAAAAGUCAGAAGGAUCCUACCACAAGAUUUCUAACCACGGAGUUCAAAAGCAAGCUGAUGCUUAAGGCAAACAACGGGAAGUAUUUGUCUAGAGUAAGACGUGGAAAUGUCGAUUAUAUCGAGGCUGCCAAGACAUAUCCAGAUAUAUACAGCCAGUUUUCGGUACAUGAUCAACAGGAUGGAACCUACGUACUGCAAGCAGACAAUGGAAAAUAUUUGAGUGUAAUCUAUAGAGGCUCUAGAAACUCUUUCGAGGCAGCGAAGGAUAACAUUGAUUCCUUUUGCAAAUUGAGACGUGAGAUUCAGGAGUAGAAAGGAUUAGUCUCGAACAAUGAUCGCUGUUAAACAUAAUAAUAGCGAUUGUCUUUCAGCCCUCACUAUUUCAAGCUAUAAUUAACCCCUUAGACAACGCGCGUGUGAGGAAGGGAGAAGAUAGCCGGUAAGAGCGUCAGAAAACUGUAGGAAUCACAGGAGA
Messenger RNA from Stylophora pistillata, 1226 nucleotides. RefSeq lists its product as uncharacterized. The record is from RefSeq and is a predicted model, not a curated record. NCBI's taxonomy places the organism in Eukaryota, Metazoa, Cnidaria, Anthozoa, Scleractinia, Pocilloporidae.